AUGACUGUGGGAUUGAAAAGUUGGUCAGUUGGUGUCAGACCGUCAGACGAAAUGGACGAAAUGGACUUGGCACUCUACAAUUUGAUCGAAGAUGAUGCAGAUGAAGAACUUUUACUCCUUUCUUUAUAUUUUAUAGAAGAAAGUGACGAUAUUUAUAAUGAAAGGAAGAGAGAAGGAUGCUUCAAUAACUUAAUUCAAAGACGUUUAAUUGAUAAUGAAUCAAAGUUCAAAGCUUAUUUUAGAGUGUCCUUUGAGUUAUUCAAUAAUAUACUAAAUUACAUGAAAGAAGAUAUUAGAAGGCCACCAAAUAAUCGUAUAAAAAAACCAAUAACUCCAGAAGAAAAGCUAUGUGUCACUUUGAGGUAA
This is a messenger RNA of Macrosiphum euphorbiae (potato aphid), 366 nucleotides long. The record is from the annotation of a GenBank genome assembly. NCBI's taxonomy places the organism in Eukaryota, Metazoa, Arthropoda, Insecta, Hemiptera, Aphididae.